Molecule: messenger RNA, 3496 nt
Organism: Ficedula albicollis (Collared flycatcher)
Lineage: Eukaryota; Metazoa; Chordata; Aves; Passeriformes; Muscicapidae
Gene: MCM6
Product: minichromosome maintenance complex component 6
Exons: 17
Coding region: 1-2481 (826 amino acids)
Biological process (GO): DNA replication initiation; double-strand break repair via break-induced replication; mitotic DNA replication
Cellular component (GO): nucleus; MCM complex
Molecular function (GO): ATP binding; single-stranded DNA binding; single-stranded 3'-5' DNA helicase activity
Source: RefSeq, a predicted model, not a curated record
AUGGAUCUGGCGGUGGCGGCCGUGGGGGGCGCGGGCGCGGCGCCGCAGCACCAGCAGGUCCGCGAUGAAGUGGCCGAGAAGUGCCAGAAGUUGUUCUUGGACUUCUUAGAGGAGUUCCAGAACAGUGAUGGGGAGGUCAAGUACUUGCGAGAUGCUGAAGAACUGAUCCGUCCAGAGCGGAACACAUUGAUUGUCAGCUUUGCAGAUUUGGAGCAGUUCAAUCAGCAGCUCUCUACCACUAUUCAGGAGGAAUUUUACAGGGUUUAUCCAUACUUGUGUCGAGCAACAAAGACUUUUGCUAGAGACCAUGGAAAUGUUCCUCCAAACAAAGACUUUUAUGUUGCAUUCCAGGACCUGCCUACCAGACACAAAAUUCGAGAACUGACUUCAGCAAAAAUUGGCUCCCUGCUGCGCAUCAGUGGGCAGGUGGUUCGUACCCACCCUGUCCAUCCAGAACUGGUCAGUGGAACCUUCCUGUGCCUCGACUGCCAGACAGUGAUCAAAGAUGUGGAGCAGCAAUUCAAAUACACCCAGCCAAACAUCUGCAGAAACCCAGUCUGCGCCAACAGAAAGAGAUUCCUGCUGGACACAAAUAAAUCAAGAUUUGUUGAUUUCCAAAAGGUGCGCAUCCAGGAGACGCAGGGCGAGCUGCCGCGCGGCAGCAUCCCGCGCAGCCUGGAGGUGAUCCUGCGCGCGGAGGCCGUGGAGUCUGCCCAGGCAGGUGACAAGUGUGACUUCACCGGCUCGCUGAUUGUCGUGCCUGACGUGUCCCAGCUCUCCACACCAGGGCUACGCGCAGAGACCGGCUCGCGGGUGACAGGGACAGAGGGCUACGAAACCGAAGGCAUCCGCGGACUGCGCGCCCUCGGGGUCCGGGAGCUCUCCUAUAAACUUGUCUUUCUGGCUUGUUAUGUUGCACCAACAAAUCCACGGUUUGGUGGAAAAGAGCUCCGAGAUGAAGAACAGACUGCAGAAAGCAUUAAAAACCAAAUGUCUGUGAAAGAGUGGGAAAAGGUUUUUGAAAUGAGCCAAGAUAAGAACCUUUACCAUAAUCUGUGCACCAGCCUCUUCCCCACUAUCCAUGGUAAUGAUGAAGUAAAACGUGGGGUCCUGCUGAUGCUCUUUGGAGGAGUUCCCAAGACCACUUCAGAAGGCACUUCAUUGCGUGGGGACAUCAAUGUUUGUGUUGUUGGUGAUCCAAGUACAGCCAAGAGUCAGUUUUUAAAGCACGUGGAUGAGUUCAGUCCCCGUGCUGUGUACACCAGUGGCAAAGCCUCCAGCGCCGCGGGUCUGACGGCGGCUGUGGUGAAAGAUGAGGAGUCCCACGAGUUUGUCAUUGAGGCUGGAGCACUGAUGCUGGCAGAUAACGGGGUUUGUUGCAUUGAUGAAUUUGACAAGAUGGAUGUGCGGGAUCAAGUAGCCAUUCAUGAGGCAAUGGAACAGCAGACAAUAUCCAUUACUAAAGCUGGAGUCAAGGCUACUCUGAAUGCCAGGACCUCCAUUUUGGCUGCAGCAAACCCAGUUGGUGGCCGCUAUGACAGAUCCAAGUCACUGAAACAAAACAUCAACCUGUCAGCUCCCAUCAUGUCCCGCUUUGAUCUCUUCUUUAUCCUUGUGGAUGAAUGUAAUGAGGUGACAGAUUACGCCAUUGCCCGGCGCAUCGUGGAUCUGCAUUCCCGAGUGGAGGAGUCUGUUGACCGUGUCUAUUCCUUGGAUGAUAUCCGAAGGUAUCUGCUGUUUGCAAGACAGUUUAAACCAAAGAUAUCCAAGGAGUCUGAGGACUUCAUCGUGGAGCAGUACAAGCGGCUGCGGCAGCGCGAUGGCUCUGGAGUGACCAAGUCAUCCUGGAGGAUCACGGUGAGGCAGCUGGAGAGCAUGAUCCGCCUGUCUGAGGCCAUGGCCCGCAUGCACUGCUGUGAUGAGGUUCACCCAAAACAUGUGAAGGAAGCUUUCAGACUUUUAAAUAAGUCCAUCAUUAGAGUUGAGACUCCUGAUGUCAAUUUAGACCAAGAUGAUGAGCAGCAAAUGGAGGAUCAAGAGGACCAAGAUGGAGUCAAUGGUGAGGCAGAAGCUCCAGCUGGAGUCAAUGGUCUUGUGAAUGGGAUCAAUGGCCAUUCUGAGGAUGUGAACAAGGAUGCUGCACCGAAAGCUUCUCUCAGGCUGGGCUUCUCCGAGUACCGACGGAUUUCCAAUCUCCUGGUGCUGCACCUCAGGAAAGCAGAGGAGGAAGAGGAUGAUACAGCACUAAAGAGGAGUGAACUUAUUAAUUGGUAUCUAAAGGAAAUUGAAUCUGAAAUCGAAUCUGAAGAAGAACUAAUAAAUAAAAAGAAGAUCAUCGAGAGGGUCAUUCACCGCCUUACACAUUAUGACCACAUUCUGAUUGAACUGUCCCAGUCAGGACUGAGAGGAUCCAGAGAAGAGGAGACUUUUGAUGAUGAUCCAUACCUGGUUGUCAAUCCAAACUAUCUGCUGGAGGACUGAGGGCUGACAAUGGCAUUGUAGAGCUGACUGGUUACAAGUUGGAAAAUGCAUUCUUUUCUUGCAGGGGUUGCUGUAUGGCUACUUCCUUAAAUUUCUAUGGCUGUGUCAGAGUGUGGUCAGUAAUACAUGAUUUCUCAUUUACACUGAGCAUACCUGGAAAGCUUUUAAAGACAUGACACACAUAUAUUAGUUCCAUUGAUAGCUCUGAAUUUCAGUGCCAUCAUAUGGAUGCAGAGGAGAAUCAUCCAAUAGCUUUUUUCAUCAUCAAGCUGUGUAGAUGCUUUUGUUUUAAAUAAGAUUAAUUUUACAUUGUUCUUUAGUAGACAUUUUAGGCUAUAGGUUUUUACUGUUUUUCUUAACAGAAAUAAAAGCUCGUUUAAUAUUUAAGAAGAUUUUUUAACUUCCUGUAAUAGACAAUGAGAAACUGAUCGCUUCUCUUUCUUUUUAGAUGGACUAAAGAUGUGCAGGCUCCUGUUGCAUAUGUAAAGCAGAAAAUUGCAGAUAGCUAAGCCCAAAGCAAGGCUUUAAGUCAGCAGGGCAGAAACCCCAACCUUGAUGAAUGUCUUGACUUGUAAGUGAGUUGAAAACUGCCACCAUUUGUGAGAGAUUUUUAAGACUAUAUUUGUAAACCUGUUUGUAGAUCUUUCUAUAAGAAAACUUUGCUUGAAUUUCUGUUCUCAGUUUUUUACUGUAAACUACAGAAUUAUUAAAUAAUCUAUUAAGAAUUAAAAAUACCUGAAUAUUUGUCUUGUUGACUGGAUACCAGCACCUUAGAAACAUUUGUAAUGCGUGCAAGAUAUCAAAGUUAUGUUUUUAUUUAGAAAUAAUGUGAAGUAACUGUUUCUGAAGGAGUCUCAGAAAUGGAGCUGGUUUGUAAGACGGUAUUCUUUUCCUUGUAGUCUCUCCCAGAUUUGGAGAGUCACACCUUGGUCUAACUAAGCAUAUCAUUAAAAAUAACAGUUCUAUUUAGGUAGUGGAGGGAAUCAUAGAUAUUUGUCAUCAACACUACCCCAUC